CGCCCGCGCCCGCGCCCGCCGGGCCGGAGUUCAGUUCGCAUCCGCAUCGCUCGCAAGUCACUGUUCCACUUCGCUUCGCUGUUCGGCUGUUCGGCUGUUCGCUGUCGCGGCCAUUUGACACAUUUGACUUGUGCACAACCUCUCCCGUUCACUUCCUUUUAUUCCUUCGACUUCCCAAGCGGAUCGGAAUUUUUAAUUUUGUUAUUUUCAUCCACGUACAUACAGCCAUGGAUGACGAUAUAACGAUUAUCAAAUCGCUAAUUGCCAUAAGCAAGGGAGGAUUACUCCUUAAAGACAUUCAAAGAGAGUAUCGUGACAUGAACGGGUAUUCCCUAAAUUUUCGUAAGUAUGGGUUCGAGUCCAUUGAACAAAUGCUACAAUCAUCAAAGGAUAUCGUCCUGCGACCCUCUGUUAGAGGUACUCUCUGUCAAGUGCAUGAUGAAAAGAUGAGCCAUGUUACAUCUUUAGUCGACAGAACAAAGACAAGGGGUGCUAAGAAAAAUAGACCAGGCCCAAAACUAAAGUCUUACAACCAUUCCAGAGGAUUUUCUCCACAGCCUCGAUAUGGUGUCAGCAGGCGUGGGAGUGUGAGUGAGCUUAAUAGAAGACCAUUUCAACCUGCAAAUAGAAUGCAAUACGACAACCACAGAAGAGCAGCUUCUCCUAGAACUCAAGCCGUCUCAAGAUUUCCAGCCACUUCACAUAAGAAGCAGUAUAGCCAGAAUUAUCAUCAUCAUCCUCAAUCAUCUGCUAACCAUUUUGAAAGAAGUAAGAGGAAUGAACCACAGCCAUUGCAAUCCAACGCCAUUGGUUCUACUGUCAGCAUACCGCUGAAAACAACUGAUGACACUAGUAGUGGGUGGAGUUCAGAUUCUUCAGAACCACCCCAUACUAUCAAGCCUUCUGAGCCCGCUGUAAGAAAGCCGUCAGAACCUAACUUGCGCAGUCAAACUGUUGUGAAGGCACAAGCAGUUAACAAAGCAUGCCAAGUGAUCAAGGGCAGCAGUACAACUAGUGAUAGUGAUUGGUCAUCCUUGGAAUCCGAAAGUGCUGCUUCUCGGACAGACGUCUCUAAGAAAAUUACUACUCAUCCCAGGAUCAAUUACCCUUCAGUGCCAUUACAAAAUGAUGCUGCCAAACUCCGACCACAGCUCAAGACUAAAUCAGACUCAAAUUCUGAUUGGUCAGACUCUUCAGGGCACAGUAAACAACAGCCUUCCCAAUCAAGCUCAAGUUCCAAACCAUCUUCUAGUGCUAUGCCAUAUGCUGAACGACCGUUAAUGGUUGGUGGUGUUGGUCGUGGUAGAGCUUACCUCCAACUUAGUAAAGUUAAACCUGAAAUGCACAGGCUUCAACAUCCAUCAACUGAUGUUAUUGUCACAGGAUCUCCUUGUAACCGUGAGACUUCCAGAACAGUGAAGGAUGGUCUGUCAACAAUUCUUGUCAAAGUUCGAAAACCUGCCAUUGCAAUUCCAAAGCUAAAGGAGGUGACUACUCUCUACCAAUUGCCAAAUUUUGCGAGUUAUCAAUUCAUUGGAGACUUCCUAUUGCACCGAGUAGCUGAAGUUACAUUGGGCUUAAAAUUCCCUGAAAAUAGAGGUCUCUGUCGUUGUCAUUUUUCAAUUGUGGACUGUAUAAAGGAAAUUAGAAAGAAUGGAAGUUCAAGACCUAUCAUUCUAAUGAUUGGGAUGACUGAUAUAUUAGAGGGAGCUACUUUUGACGAAAUGAAGAAGCUCACAACUCUGCUACUACAGACGAUGUCUGCGAGAAGCAUUGUGUUGUUGACGCUACCUGUUCUACCGUCAUUCAUCCAGAUUGGAUUUGAAUCAAAACUUGCUGUCUUAGAGAAGUACAACAAAUGGCUUCUGAAUCUCCCAUUGCAAAGGAAGUUUAAAGCUAUAAUUGAGACUGAACAGUACUUGUAUUGUGAUGCGCCAUUUUACUCAAGAACUGCCAGAUCUGAAGUGGAAACUUUUUCUGAUGCUGGCUGCUGGGUUGUUAUUGAUGAGAUCACAGCAGCAGCAACCAAAUAAUUUAUUUUUUACGGAAGACUGAUAUUAUCUUUUGUGUAUUACACUCUGAUGGCCCUUAGUGCCUGAUGUUCUUUUAUAAGUUAGAAUUUUAUUACAGAAUAGACAAUUAAAAUUUGUUUCAUUAUCAUACUGUAGGAUUUGUCAUUUACAAAACCUGUCAGUGUUUGGAACCAUGGAAAAUUUUGUCAGUGUGAUCUCUCUACCAUUUAAAUCAAAGUUUUAACAUGGUUAGAAAUAUGGGGCCUCUGUUAUUUAUAAUUGUGUGCUGUAAUCUCUUCAAAAAACAAUUGGAAUUUUUUUUUUAUUUUUUUGCUGUAAGUCUGUGAUACCUAAUAUAGUGGGCAGAUAUCAGUUGAUACCAAUUUGUUGAGAGUGAAGUUAAGCCUUAUGUAUUGGAGUGUUUUUAAAUAAAGAACCCUGUAAGUUUAUUAAAUACCCUUUAUGAUAAGAAAA
Messenger RNA from Thrips palmi, 2486 nucleotides. RefSeq lists its product as uncharacterized. NCBI's taxonomy places the organism in Eukaryota, Metazoa, Arthropoda, Insecta, Thysanoptera, Thripidae. The record is from RefSeq and is a predicted model, not a curated record. The transcript is spliced from 11 exons. The coding region runs from base 228 to 2033 and encodes 601 amino acids.